Messenger RNA from Colossoma macropomum (tambaqui), 3765 nucleotides. It is a transcript of the gene runx1, whose product is annotated as RUNX family transcription factor 1. Gene Ontology annotation, biological process: regulation of cell differentiation; hemopoiesis; regulation of transcription by RNA polymerase II. The record is from RefSeq and is a predicted model, not a curated record. Bases 1353 to 2690 code for a protein of 445 amino acids. The transcript has 7 exons. Gene Ontology annotation, cellular component: nucleus. Gene Ontology annotation, molecular function: DNA-binding transcription factor activity, RNA polymerase II-specific; ATP binding; RNA polymerase II cis-regulatory region sequence-specific DNA binding. NCBI's taxonomy places the organism in Eukaryota, Metazoa, Chordata, Actinopteri, Characiformes, Serrasalmidae.
UAUCUAAUACCACCCGAAACCGUCAAGAUAUCAAGGCAGCAAGACCCCAAGAAAUUAAUAGUAUGACCAUGAAGAGCAAGUCACCAUUUAAGUCGUUUGCUGCCCCCUGCUGGCUGCGUGUUAUCCAUUGUAACUACGCAGCCACAGCCCCAGCUCGCACGGCCGCAGCUGAUCUCCCAUGUCAGAGCUGAUGCUCGAAAUGUUGCUCUUGUCGCCACACGCAGUGUGUUUGUGAAAAGUCCUGGCUGUCUUUUGAGGACGUCUUUUUUGUUUUUGAAUGUAACUUAAGCUGGGCUGCACAACCAGAAAUGGCUAGACUGCUCACACAACUAAAUCACUGAAUCACUUACUUGUUGACAGCUAGCCCAGUAACCGUCACUGUCUUUAAAAGUAGCAAAAAAGAAAGCAAACCACGAAUAUACGACGGCCUAAAGUUUACAGAGUGUUGUUACCCUUAUAUCCGUCUCAUUUAGAACAUAAAACGUCGAUUUUCUCUCAGUACAGAGCCGCUAAGCCGCCUACUUCCAACCUCAAAACACAAAACUGCCACAGAUCUCACGAGGCCACGCGCCGCGCUGAGGAAUUCCAUUGACCGCUGUAGCUGCGAGCCGGACUCUCGCUCUGGCUUCGGACGCUCUUCUGAUUGGCCGAGCGCGCCGAGAGCGAUCGCUGCUGGCCAAUCGCGGCGGUUCGGAGGAGGCUCUAUGCAAAUCAGACCCGCUGAGCCGCAUUCCUGCGCUGCCCGCUGCCAGUAAAAAGCCGCCGAGCUGCCGGGACCCUUCAUUCAUAUUUCAGCGAUCUCACUGCGAACACACGGCCUCUACAAGGAGUGUGACCCUCCAUAUACACACACACAAACGCACUCACUCACGAGACGGCCAGGAUAAGUAGGUUCCUUCAGCAGCUUCGCCAGUAACGCUUUGCUCAGAUGAAUGAAGGCGCUUUCGUAGUUGGUUGAAAAUAUCGUCUCAGACGUGAAGGCUCGCGAGAGAGCUGCCAAGAGAGAAGUUUCAGAAAAGAACGCGCGAGUGUCAGAAACGGCCUCGCGAGUGUCAGCUCUGCUGCCUCGAGGAGAAGAUUAUGGGGGUCGUCUGUGUAGAUUCAUUUAAUGGAUAGUUUGAUCCUGUCUCGGAGGCUUUAAAGCGAACAGUAUCAGCAAGUGGAACUUUCUCCGUCGCGAGGCUGCACGGAUACAGACAGACGAGCAGGCUGUCAGAACUGAGCCUGGCGGCCCGGUUUGGCAGACCGAACCACUUCACUGGCCGGAGGGAAGUCAGUCUGUGAACAGAAAGCGUUCGCAACUCGCGUCUGGAACCGUAGCCGCCAAAGCAGCGCAACAAAACAGGAUACCAAUGGUUUUUCUUUGGGACGCCAAAUACGACCCUGCCCCCGGGCGCCGCUUCACUCCCCCCUCCUCCAGCCUGGGUUCGGCUAAGCUGGCUGAGGCCCAGGAGGCCAGUGGCGCCGCCCUGGUGGCCAAAGUCCGCGUGGCAGAGCGGAAUAUGGUGGAGGUGCUGUCCGACCACCCUGGAGAGCUUGUGCGCACCGACAGCCCCAACUUUCUGUGCUCCGUCCUGCCCACACACUGGCGCUGCAACAAGACCCUGCCCAUCGCCUUCAAGGUGGUUGCCCUUGGCGAUAUCCCUGACGGCACACUGGUGACAGUGAUGGCGGGAAACGAUGAGAAUUACUCAGCUGAACUCCGCAAUGCCACGGCAGCCAUUAAGAACCAGGUGGCUCGAUUCAAUGACCUGCGCUUCGUGGGCCGCAGCGGACGAGGAAAGAGUUUUACUCUCACCAUCACCGUGUUCACCAACCCCCCCCAGGUGGCUACCUAUCAGAGAGCCAUUAAAAUUACCGUGGACGGACCCAGAGAACCACGUCGCCACAGACAGAAGUUGGAGGAAUCUGUAAAGCCCGGAGCACUGGCCUUCUCAGAGCAGUUGAGACGGAGCGCAAUGAGGUGCAGCCCCCACCAGGCCGCCGCCCCCAACCCCCGGCCAACCCUUAACACUCCCCCCUUCAGCAGCCCCACCCACAGCCAGAUACCUGACUCCAGACAAAUGCAGACAUCUCCAUCCUGGUCUUAUGAACAAUCCUACCCUUACCUGGGCCCUAUAUCUGCACCAGCCGUUCACCCAACAACGCCUAUCUCCCCCAGCCGCAACCCCAUACACUGUCCAGACCUGACAGCAUUCACUGACCCACGUGUGGGUCUGGAACGCUCCUUCUCCUCCAUCCCCUCACUCCCUGACAGCCGCUUCUCUGAUCCCCGCGUUCCCUACCCCACUGGAGCCUUCACCUACACCCCCACUCCUGUCACCAACGCCAUCGGCAUCAGCAUGUCUGCCAUGACCGCCCCCGCUGGCCGCUACCACACGUACCUCCCGCCACCCUAUCCUGCUGGCUCCUCCCAGGGCCAAGGUGGACCCUUCCCGGCCAGCUCUUCACCUUAUCAUCUCUACUAUAGCACCACUGCUGGUUCAUACCAGUUCUCCAUGAUGCCCGGGGGAGGCGGUGGAGAACGUUCCCCACCCCGGAUUCUGCCACCCUGCACCAACGCCUCUACAGGCUCCGCCCUUCUCCACCCCUCAUUGCCCAAUCAGAGCGACGUUGUCGUGGAGGCAGAGGGAAGCCACAGCAGCUCCCCAACUAACAUGUCCGCUGAAGCAGUGUGGAGGCCAUAUUGAGCGCUGGAUGACAGACUGGCAUGUUGACCAAUAAGAAGUUAAAGUUGGGCAGCUGAAUUAGGUGGGCUCUCACUGGAGCAGUGGACGAAGAACUAAUUUUACAUGGCAUGAGACUCAUCUUUGUUUUUCUAAAGAGUUGUGGAUAAUUUGUUUUAUUAUUGUUAUUAUUAUUAUUAUUAUUAUUAUUAUUAUUGUUGCAAUAAUAUUUCAACAUUAUGUUCCUAUUUCUCAAUGACACCAGCUCCUUCCAUUUUUACAGAAAUACACUGACAUGGCACUCUCAUCAAACUUGAAAACUAAAAAAAUAGCAAGUAAUCAGCUGCAUCAUAGUGCUGUUUCCAACGGAAUUUGUUUAAACUGUAAACCACCAAAUACAACAGUGAAACAUGUUUAGCUGUCAAAAUAAAAUCUUGGUUGCAGGCCUGUCCUCGGGGAACUUUUCACUUAACUCAUUUAACGACUUCUAGACAGUACUGCCUUUUCACUGACAGUGAGUGAAAGAGGAUUCAUGGUUGAGGAGGCCCCGCAUGAUGUCUAAGUUCAUGGCUGCUCGGGAUUAACCUCUGGAUCAGCCUGUCUGAUUCACAGAGCUCCUCAAGCUAAGUCUAGUGCUAUACUAACAACUCUAACAUUGGAGCAGUCCUCAUUGCCACGGGCCAUUUCCAUUCGAGAGUUAAAACAGACAUUGUGCUCUGUAGUACAUGCAUUUUACGAGGCUCUUCCCAGUCACUGCCUUUCAAGGUCUACCUCUCUCUGCUAAAUUUACAUCACAAAACAGUCUGCAUUUCAUAUUUCCACUUGAUCCUAGCAUAAAACAAUACGAUGGACGGUUUCGGAUGAAAUGGAAGAGACUCUGUCCCCCCCUCUGCUUUUGUGUAAAUAGACUGUAAACAAUUUCCUGAGAUCACUGGCCCAUAGCCAUUUGAUGAUGCCAUCGAGCACAUGACACUGUCCUUGACAUCUACAAACUAAAAACUAGCGAAAAUGCAGCUUAGCUUAUAUGUCUUUUUUUAGCACUGCUUUUUUUGUGAAUGUAAAACCUUUGUUUGUGAAGAAGCUAAUUGUUUGUAGAGCA